CCUGAAAUAAACAUGCACAUAAAGCCAUCAGAGAAUUUUAUCAUGAAAAUGUAUCCAAUACCCUUCACACAGGAAGAGGUGGCUGGAAGUGUUCAUUCUUUUUCACGGGAUGUUUUUGAAGAAGGAUCUUUUCUGGAAAGAUUUCUUAAAGUUUACCAGAGACUGAGAAGCAUCUCUGCCAUGACUGUCUCUACCUGCACACACUUACUGCACCACAAAGAGCUGCUCAGGUACCUCGAGGAGAGCAAGUUUGACGCUGUCCUUACAGAUCCUGUGAUACCCUGUGGGCAGAUACUGGCCGAGCAUCUUUCACUCCCUUCCGUGUUCUUUUUUCACCAAAUGCCAUGUGGUUUGGAUUUUGAAGGCACUCAGUGUCCCAAUCCCCCUUCUUACGUCCCCAGGGUAUUCACAGGCCAUACAGACCACAUGAACUUCCUCCAGCGGGUGAAGAACCUAAUCCUUGACAUCCCAAAUUAUUUCCUCUGUCAUUUUGUCUUCCAACCCUACGCACAACUGGCUUCUGAGUUCCUCCAGCGGGACGUGACUGUGCCAGGUCUCUUGAGUCAGGCUUCCAUUUGGCUCAUGAGGUUAGAUUUUGUGUUAGAUUAUCCAAGACCUUUGAUGCCCAACAUCAUUGUAAUCGGAGGAGUAAACUGUGCUCACAAGAAGCUUCCUCAGACAGUGUCACCGAAAUCGGGAAUGAACUUCUUCACUUCAAAAUUCUUCAUUGCAGUGCUGGAUGCUCAGGGGAUCGCUCCAACUAUCGUGCAUGCUGACUCAUGUCUCUGCAAAAGCUUUACACUAUCAAAACAUGCAUAG
Messenger RNA from Antrostomus carolinensis (chuck-will's-widow), 819 nucleotides. RefSeq names its product UDP-glucuronosyltransferase 1-1. The record is from RefSeq and is a predicted model, not a curated record. The annotation marks the transcript as partial. The transcript is spliced from 2 exons. Lineage: Eukaryota; Metazoa; Chordata; Aves; Caprimulgiformes; Caprimulgidae. Gene Ontology annotation, molecular function: UDP-glycosyltransferase activity.